CCCACCUGCGCGCCCAGGAUGGUACGGUCUGCAGAGGGAGCCGUCUCCUGAGCGCUCUCCGGUCCAGAAGCUGAGGAGCCGCGGGCUGCAGGGCACGAUGAGCAGAGCCUAGGCAGAGAUGACGUUGCAUUGGGUGAUGGAGUCCAGCGUGAUGGCAUGCAGCAAAUGGAAAGGAGCUUUUCUACUUCAGCCUUGAACGUGUCCACGCACCCAGUAGACGGUCACCUGGCAGGCACCUUGGGUUCUUUCGCCCUGGUUUAUGCUACCCGGCGUCGCACAUCGUGAGCUCUAGGAUUUCCAUCUUUGUCUUUUCUGGGGAUUUCCUGUCCCAUCUGCAAAAAGAUGGGUGACCUGAGCAAUAGUGAUUUCUACACCAAGAACCAAAGAAAUGAGACCAGUCAUGCAGCUGACUAUGGGUGCACUCUCCAGGAACUGGGCUCCCUUAUGGAGCUGCGGGGAACAGAGGCCGUGGUUAAGAUGAAGGAGUAUUACGGAGACUCCGAUGGACUGUGCAAGCGACUAAAGACCUCUCCCACUGAAGGACUCCCGGGCACAAUAGAAGAUCUAGAGAAAAGGCGACAAGUAUUUGGAAAAAACUUUAUACCUCCAAAGAAGCCAAAAACGUUCUUACAGCUCGUAUGGGAAGCGCUGCAGGACGUGACGCUGAUCAUCCUGGAGAUCGCAGCCAUUAUAUCUCUGGGGCUGUCAUUCUACCAACCACCCGGAGGAGAUAUCGAAGGUUGUGGUGGAUCUGCAGGUGGGGCGGAAGAUGAGGGCGAGUCGGAAGCAGGGUGGAUUGAAGGAGCCGCCAUUCUUCUUUCAGUUGUCUGUGUUGUGUUUGUCACUGCCUUCAAUGACUGGAGCAAAGAAAAGCAGUUCCGAGGCCUCCAGAGCCGUAUCGAGCAGGAGCAGAAGUUCACGGUGGUGCGGGGAGCUCAGGUCAUUCAGAUCCCUGUGGCUGAACUUGUGGUUGGGGACAUCGCACAAGUGAAAUACGGGGACCUGCUGCCAGCGGAUGGCAUCUUUAUUCAGGGAAAUGAUCUGAAAAUUGAUGAAAGUUCUCUAACCGGAGAGUCUGACCAGGUCCGCAAAUCCGUGGAUAAAGAUCCGAUGCUGUUGUCAGGCACCCAUGUGAUGGAGGGAUCUGGGAGAAUGCUCGUCACUGCUGUGGGGGUCAACUCUCAGACUGGAAUCAUAUUCACCUUAUUAGGAGCGAGUGAAACAGAGGAUGAGAAGAAGGACAAGAAAGGUGUGAAAAAGGAGGAUGAAGCCAAUCUACCAGUCGGCUCCACCCAUCCACCCUGUCACCUUCCUGCAGCUUCAGAUGGUGCCGCAGGGGCAAACGCCACUGAUAAUUCCAAUGCCAACUUAGUGAAUGGGAAAAUGCAAGAUGGAAAUGUGGAGAUCCUCCAAAAUAAAGCCAAACAGCAAGAUGGAGCAGCUGCCAUGGAGAUGCAGCCAUUGAAAAGUGCCGAGGGUGGAGAUGGAGAAGAAAAGAAGAAACCAAAUCCACACAAAAAGGAGAAGUCUGUUCUACAGGGGAAGCUGACAAAACUGGCGGUGCAGAUCGGGAAAGCGGGUCUGGUCAUGUCUGCUAUCACAGUCAUUAUCUUGGUAUUAUAUUUUGCUAUCGAUACAUUUGUUGUUCAGAGAAGACAAUGGUUGCCGGAGUGCACGCCCAUAUACAUCCAGUAUUUUGUCAAGUUCUUCAUCAUUGGCGUCACUGUUCUGGUGGUUGCCGUGCCGGAGGGACUGCCUCUAGCGGUGACGAUUUCUCUGGCAUAUUCCGUUAAGAAAAUGAUGAAAGAUAAUAAUCUAGUGCGACAUUUAGAUGCUUGUGAGACUAUGGGUAAUGCAACGGCUAUCUGCUCCGAUAAGACAGGCACGCUGACUACAAACAGGAUGACCGUGGUUCAGGCCUAUAUUGGAGAUGUCCUUUACAAAGAAGUCCCAGAUCCUGAUGCUCUUCCAGCCAAGACCUUAGAUUUUCUGGUCAACGCCAUAAGCAUCAACAGCGCAUACACCUCCAAAGUCCUGCCCGCAGAGCAGAGUGGUGGCCUCCCGCGACAAGUCGGAAACAAAACUGAAUGUGGCUUGUUGGGAUUUUUGUUGGAUUUGAAGCAAGGCUAUCAGACUGUGAGAAACCUCAUUCCGGAGGAGAAACUCUACAAAGUCUACACCUUCAAUUCUGUACGGAAGUCUAUGAGCACCGUGAUCAAGCUGGAAGACGGCAGCUUCCGCUUAUACAGCAAAGGGGCUUCAGAGAUUAUCCUUAAGAAAUGUUCCAAAAUCUUAAAUGGCGCUGGAGACCCUCGUCUGUUCAAGCCCCGAGAUAGAGAUGAGAUGGUAAAAAAAGUGAUUGAGCCAAUGGCUUCUGAUGGUCUCAGAACAAUCUGCAUUUCUUAUCGAGACUUCAGCCAGAGUACAGAGCCGGACUGGGACAAUGAGAAUGAAAUUGUGGCCGAUCUGACCUGCAUCGCGGUGGUUGGCAUUGAAGAUCCAGUCAGGCCGGAGGUCCCGGAGGCGAUCCAGAAAUGUCAGCGGGCUGGAAUCACGGUCCGCAUGGUGACGGGUGAUAACAUUAAUACGGCUCGUGCUAUCGCCAUUAAAUGCGGCAUCAUUCACCCUGGAGAGGAUUUUCUCUGCAUUGAUGGGAAGGAAUUUAACCGGAGGAUACGCAACGAGAAGGGCGAGAUUGAACAAGAAAGGAUUGAUAAAAUUUGGCCUAAACUGCGGGUUCUGGCACGUUCCUCACCUACUGACAAGCACACUUUGGUGAAGGGUAUAAUUGACAGCACACAGUUGGAGCAGAGGCAGGUGGUUGCAGUCACCGGUGAUGGCACCAAUGAUGGUCCUGCACUGAAGAAAGCCGAUGUUGGUUUUGCCAUGGGAAUCGCCGGCACAGAUGUAGCCAAGGAGGCUUCUGACAUCAUCCUAACAGAUGACAACUUCAGCAGCAUCGUCAAAGCCGUAAUGUGGGGCCGCAAUGUAUAUGACAGCAUCUCCAAGUUCCUGCAGUUUCAGCUGACAGUGAAUGUGGUGGCGGUGAUUGUGGCAUUUACGGGGGCGUGCAUUACACAGGAUUCUCCCUUGAAAGCUGUUCAGAUGUUGUGGGUGAACCUCAUCAUGGACACAUUCGCAUCUCUUGCUCUGGCCACUGAGCCACCUACAGAAUCUCUUCUACUUCGGAAACCCUAUGGAAGGAACAAGCCUCUGAUUUCCCGGACCAUGAUGAAGAACAUCCUGGGGCACGGCGUCUACCAGCUGACUCUCAUCUUCACGCUGCUUUUUGUGGGAGAGGAGAUCUUUAAUAUAGACAGUGGACGGAACGCACCACUCCAUUCUCCGCCGUCUGAGCACUACACCAUAAUCUUCAACACGUUUGUCAUGAUGCAGCUCUUCAAUGAAAUCAAUGCUCGCAAGAUCCAUGGCGAGCACAAUGUCUUUGAUGGAAUAUUUAGGAAUCCGAUUUUUUGUAUAAUUGUACUUGGCACCUUUGGCAUCCAGAUUGUGAUCGUUCAGUUUGGCGGGAAGCCCUUCAGUUGUGCGCCUCUGCAGCUCGAUCAGUGGAUGUGGUGCAUAUUUCUUGGUAUCGGUGAACUAGUGUGGGGCCAGGUCAUUGCCAGCGUCCCAACCAGCAGGUUAAAGUUCCUCAAGGCAGCCGGACAAUUGACACAGAAAGAAGAGAUCACAGAAGAGGAGCUAAAUGAAGAUGUGGAAGAAAUAGACCAUGCAGAACGAGAACUCAGACGGGGACAGAUUCUCUGGUUCCGUGGCCUAAACCGAAUACAAACCCAGAUUGAAGUAGUGAAUACUUUCAAGAGUGGGGCUUCCUUUCAGGGGGCCCUGAGGAGACAGUCGUCUACCACAAGCCAGAACCAGGAUAUCCGCGUCGUGAAGGCAUUCCGUAGCUCUCUCUAUGAAGGUUUAGAAAAACCGGACUCUCGAACUUCCAUUCACAAUUUCAUGACCCAUCCAGAAUUUAAGAUAGAAGAUACUCAGCCACAUAUCCCUCUAAUUGAUGACACAGACCUGGAGGAAGACCCUGCCCUGAAGCAAAACUCCAGCCAGCCUCCUUCACCCAACAAAAACAACAAUGCAAUUGACAGUGGGAUCAAUCUCACCACAGAGACGAGCAAGUCGGCUACCUCUUCCAGUCCCGGGAGUCCCAUACACAGCCUGGAAACCUCCCUUUAGCUGAGGACGGCAGUGCAACUGCAAAAUAAUAUUCAUAAUCACAAAGCAAUCAAUACUUGUGUCUGAAAGCAGAGGUGACACCACUUGGAUGGUCCGUGUCCGGGCAGUGCUAGGAACGGAAUCGUGGCAGAUUUCUGCAAAAGCCGCAUGUCGCUCAUUCCGGAGAAGAACUGUAACCAUGUUCCUGCAUGAAUGUACACUAAGGUCCCUGCUCUACUUUUAUUUUCACAUACAUUUCUAGAGGUUUCCAUGGAAGGGGCAGACUUGAUGGCCAAGCAUUUCCCCAGUCUACAGUAUUGAUCUUGUUUUCAUACUUGAGCAAAGACCUCAGGCUCCUUAUAAGGUGGAUUAAUUUCAUUUUUGAAGGUCUAAACCUCACCUUGCACAAUGGCUUUACACCCAGAGCAGCAGAAGAGCAUCCAUGAGAGGUUUCUACAGGUGACAGAUGUGUGUGUGUGUAUGCACAUGGCCACAGUGGCUAUCCUCACAGGUGCGGGGCUGCACACCACCCCACCCUCAAACCUAUUUUUACUCUUAUGAAAUGACAAAACUCUGUGUUCAAUCCCUAUAUGCAUGUGAGAAGGGAAAUAUUCCCUAAAAUAUGAGGUUAAAAAGAUAAAAAAAAAAAAAAAAAGCUAAUAUACUUAUUGCAAGCAGGGUGCACGAAAAGGCUAUGUUUCUCUGUAUCUACCACUAGUAGUGGAUGACAUGCACAAAGCGUCGUUCCUGUGGAGAUCCGCACAACGCACACUUUCCUCGGACAGAUUCUAUUUCUAGAACUUGAAGUGCAACGUGGCUACGGUAGAAGGGACAUUCCUGUACCAGACCAGUCAAGGUCCAAGUCUACUUGGCUUCUAGGCCAUCCUGGCGGCUGCACCGGUUGUUUGUACAGUCCUGCUCCCCUUUCUGGGGCCGUAAUAGCAAUAAUUCCCUAUGUGUCUGGCCUGAGCAGCUCUUUCAUCCCGCAGUUGGCGGGCUGCUUUAUCUUCCUUUUGGUUUGGUGAAUGUAAUGUGUUUACAAGCUCGGUCAAGUUGCGGAGAGGCAAAGAAGAAGACGUUGUGGGGAUAUUCUGGCAGGUAUAAGGCAUCCACACUUCACCCGCCAGCCAGCUGGAAAGCUGCUGCAAUAAAUGCUGCUGUGCUGUAGCUUGGUUCAGUGGUCUGACCAGCGUAUUCCACCCUCUAGUGCAUAUGUGCAAUAACUCUCCCACACCCUCGGCAUGCCUUAACUGUCAGCACCAUCCUUGCCAUCCACUUGGUCUAUCCUUCAAGUAGAGUCCGUGGGGUGUCAGGCGUAGUGACAGUCAGCAGUGUUACAUAGGAAGCAAUGACAUUACGGGUACAUAUACGGCAGCAGUAAACACCUCGUCACAUAUUCCAGAGAGGUUCUCACAGGGCUGAUCUGGAGAGAAGAGAGAACCUGGCCUCUCUAAUGCCUCACUGAUAGAGUCCAUGACGGCCAUGUUCACACAUCAUCAGCACUAACUGAUCUCAGACAUAUGAAAAUGGCAAGUCCCAAGUGUCCCCAUCAUGCCAGUGAUAAGCUGCAGGGAAUCCCAGCGUCGAGCAAGAACUUCCUUCAGAUUCCCUGUAGGUUGCCUUUCUUCGUAGCGGAGGCAAACUUGGAAGUUACAGUGGGCCUGGAAAUAACCUAAAAGUGGCCCCAAGUUAUAGAUGAGUCCAAAUUGACAGAAGGCGGGGCCUGCAGUAUCUUGGUGCUGCACAAAAUACUGCCCCAGCAGAACCAAA
Bufo gargarizans (Asiatic toad) is the source of this 5946-nucleotide messenger RNA. It is a transcript of the gene ATP2B2, whose product is annotated as ATPase plasma membrane Ca2+ transporting 2. The coding region runs from base 343 to 4197 and encodes 1284 amino acids. Lineage: Eukaryota; Metazoa; Chordata; Amphibia; Anura; Bufonidae. The transcript is spliced from 24 exons. Gene Ontology annotation, molecular function: PDZ domain binding; ATP binding; P-type calcium transporter activity. Gene Ontology annotation, cellular component: postsynaptic density membrane; intracellular membrane-bounded organelle. Gene Ontology annotation, biological process: regulation of cytosolic calcium ion concentration; calcium ion transmembrane transport. The record is from RefSeq and is a predicted model, not a curated record.